GGGCGGGAAAGAGGACGGACAUUGCAGUAGAGCCCCCGCGAUUCAUGCUCCCUCUGCUCGCAAGACGUAUUGCAUUCAACUCUGUCUCUGUCCCUACCACACCUUUGGUUCGUCUGGUGAUUGCUCGUCAUUUUGUAACCAUGCCGCCCUCACGCAAGCCAGUCCACCGUGCCCUGUUGCUGCUGCCACCUGCACCAGCUCCGUCAUCGUAUGCAGCACUCAAGGCUGCAUACAACGCCCCAAUAUGCACCGUUUUGAAAGAGCUGGCAGCAUCACAGUCUAAAUCACAGGGGCAUACUCUCUUGGAAAUUGCUUUACCAUGCCCGCACCUGUACGGACAUCUUGAUGCGCCGCGGGGACCCUAUUACGCCAUCACGCAGCAGCUAGUCGCUGACCUCUACAAGCUCAUUUGCAUCACGACAAGCAGGCACGCUAUCGAUACUGAGGAUGAGGAAGGUAUCGACGCUCGCAUUGUGCUGGUGGCAUACCCAAGAGACGGUCACCUGAUCGGGCCCCUGCCGGAUGCUACUCCAGAGCAGGAACUCCAAGGCCCAGCCGUCGACAUGCAUACACUAGCUCGCAGUCAUCGGUCAUGGAACGUCGUCUAUUCAGUCGAGAGUGAACAAGGCGAGCAAGUGCUGAGCGCCUUUGCAUCUCUAGCCAAAUCUCAGUACGCUGUGAACAAAGUCCGGGGCGGACUAGUGAGUGUAGACGCUUCGGCGCCAGAGUCGUCUCUUGAACAGGCCAGUGCAGCCACGAACCACAUCUCAGUAGCUGUUGGAGGGACUUUUGAUCAUCUUCACAUUGGCCACAAGCUGCUGCUAACCAUGUUCGCAUUCAUGCUGGGGAGACGGCAGUCGUCUACUCCAGAGUCGAAGCCCAGUGUGCUUACCGUUGGAAUCACUGGAGAUGCCCUGCUACAGAAGAAAAAGUAUGCAGACCAGCUUGAGAGCUGGAAGCAACGCCAGGAGUCUGUACACGACUUUCUCUCACACCUUGUCUACUUUGGAUCUCCAAAUGACGAGCGGAUUCGCGUCGAAGAACUGAAUGAGCCUGGGCCAAAUGGCCAUGCCGUGCACGUCAGCUAUCCCCUUGGGCUCACUAUCAAAUAUGUCGAGAUAUGGGAUCCUUUUGGCCCGACCAUCACCGACAAGGACAUUACCGCCCUGGUGCUGUCGCUCGAAACGAGGAGCGGGGGUGCGGCAGUCAACGAAAAGCGCAAGGAGCAGUGCUGGGAGGCGCUCGAGGUGUUUGAGGUUGCGGUUCUCGAUGCCAGCGAAGAAGACAACGUGGACGAAUCUUUCGAGAGCAAGCUGAGCAGUACCGAGAUCCGGCGCAAACACAGCGAGCGCGCUCGGGUCUAGAGCACAGGGGGCGAGGAAGAUGAGGCGAAGACAAGCAGGCGGAAAUGACGGAUAAAGGCAGGGCGAGUUGAGGCAGUAUGUGGCGGUAUGUAAGUCGAUGGACGGGUGGACAGGUGGACAGGGUGGAAAAAAAGACAAAUCGACGUCUGGGUUGAGUGCUUGUGUAACGGAGCACCAGGGCUGGGUGCGGAGGAUGAGGCGACACGACGACACAAGAUGCAAAUGACGUUGUGGGGGG
This is a messenger RNA of Bipolaris sorokiniana ND90Pr, 1602 nucleotides long. RefSeq lists its product as uncharacterized. Gene Ontology annotation, biological process: coenzyme A biosynthetic process. The coding region runs from base 141 to 1364 and encodes 407 amino acids. The record is from RefSeq and is a predicted model, not a curated record. Lineage: Eukaryota; Fungi; Ascomycota; Dothideomycetes; Pleosporales; Pleosporaceae. The transcript has a single exon. Gene Ontology annotation, molecular function: dephospho-CoA kinase activity.